AUGGAUCAGCAGAACCUCACCACCACAGUGACUGAAUUUAUUUUCUUGGGCCUCACUCAGAAUCAUCAGCUGAAGUAUUUUCUCUUUAUGGUCUUCUUCAUAGUUUACAUGACCACCUGGGUGGGGAACUUCACUAUCAUCAUCACAGUGAUCACCGACCACCGGCUCCACACACCCAUGUACUUCCUGCUGGCCAACUUGGCUUUUAUGGAUGUCAGUGACUCAUCGGUUAAUGCUCCCAACUUGCUGUCCGGUCUCCUCUCUCAGCGUAAAACUAUCUCCUUCAAUGAGUGCAUCCUCCAGAUGUUCUUCUUCCACUUCAUUGGGGGUGCAAUGGCAUUUUUUCUUGUGGGGAUGGCCAUCGAUCGGUACGUGGCCAUCUAUAAACCACUGAGAUACUUGAUUAUUAUGAACCAAAACAUGUGUGUGGGGCUAGCUGUACUGGCAUGGGUGGGUGGAUUGGUGCACUCUGCUGUUCAGAUGGGACUGCUCCUCCAGUUUCCAUUCUGUGGGCCAAACAUCCUGGACAAUUUCUACUGUGAUGUCCCACAGGUCAUCAAACUGGCCUGCGCUGACACCCAUGUAGUUGAACUGCAGAUGGUCUUCAAUGGUGGAGUACUGCUCAUAAUCCUAUUUAUCAGUCUGUUAAUUUCAUACACCAUCAUCUUAGUCAAGAUCAGGACACACGUUACAGAUGGCAAGCGUAAGGCUCUCUCUACCUGUGGAACCCAGAUUAUUGUAGUGUGUGUACUAUUCAUACCCAGCAUCUUCAUCUAUGCUCGACCAUUCAAGAAGUUCACCGUGGACAAGGUGGCCUCCAUCUUUUUCACUGUCAUUCCGCAAAUGCUGAACCCAAUGAUCUACACACUGAGAAAUGCAGAGAUGAAAAAGGCCAUCAGGAGACUGAUGAGCAGAAUCCUGUUCUCACGGAGGAAAUUAAAGACAAUUUUUGAAUGA
Molecule: messenger RNA, 957 nt
Organism: Trachemys scripta elegans
Lineage: Eukaryota; Metazoa; Chordata; Testudines; Emydidae
Product: olfactory receptor 4D2-like
Exons: 1
Coding region: 1-957 (318 amino acids)
Biological process (GO): G protein-coupled receptor signaling pathway
Cellular component (GO): membrane
Molecular function (GO): olfactory receptor activity; G protein-coupled receptor activity
Source: RefSeq, a predicted model, not a curated record